AUGGGUAUGCUACGCCCGGAGUCUGAUAAUGCUAAGCCCAAAAGACCUGCUGACAACCAGGUAUCCCACCUCUACCACACCCUCAUAUACACCAGGGAUGUGGAGAUAUCCUCACAGGUUGCAUGGACCGCUCCCUCGACCAGUCCCAUCCGUACCUGGUAA
Messenger RNA from Gloeophyllum trabeum ATCC 11539, 162 nucleotides. RefSeq lists its product as uncharacterized. The record is from RefSeq and is a predicted model, not a curated record. NCBI's taxonomy places the organism in Eukaryota, Fungi, Basidiomycota, Agaricomycetes, Gloeophyllales, Gloeophyllaceae. Bases 1 to 162 code for a protein of 53 amino acids. The transcript has 3 exons.